Messenger RNA from Fusarium mangiferae, 1782 nucleotides. RefSeq names its product putative nucleolar protein NOP58. The record is from RefSeq and is a predicted model, not a curated record. Gene Ontology annotation, molecular function: snoRNA binding. The transcript is spliced from 3 exons. Gene Ontology annotation, cellular component: box C/D methylation guide snoRNP complex; small-subunit processome. NCBI's taxonomy places the organism in Eukaryota, Fungi, Ascomycota, Sordariomycetes, Hypocreales, Nectriaceae. The coding region runs from base 1 to 1782 and encodes 593 amino acids.
AUGUCGCUCUUUGUGCUUGCCGAGACGCCGGCAGGCUAUGGCCUGUUCAAGGCUACUGACAAGAAGAUGCUCAAGAACGAGGAUCUCGCUGCUGAGCUUGGACGACCUGAGAAGGUCGUUGAGAUGCUCAAGCUCAAGAAGUUUGUCAAGUUCGACAGCGCCGCUACCGCUCUCGAAGAAGCUGCGUCGCUCAAGGAGGGCAAGGUCCCUGAGCUUCUCACCCAACUCCUCGACGACCUCAAGUCCGAGAAGAAGGCCUCGCUCGCUGUCGCCGAUAUGAAGCUGGGCACUGCCAUCUCUAACAUGCCCUCGCUCAACAUUUCUCCUGUUUCUGGCUCCAACACCAUGGACCUCUUCCGUGGCAUUCGAGGUGGACUGCCCAACCUUAUCCCUGGUCUGCUUGAGGAGAACUUUGACCGCAUGGCCCUUGGUCUUUCUCACUCCAUGUCGCGUCACAAGCUCAAGUUCUCUGCCGACAAGGUCGACUCCAUGAUCAUCCAGGCCAUUAAGCUUCUCGACGACCUCGACAAGGAGCUCAACGUCUACGCUAUGCGAACCAAGGAGUGGUAUGGAUGGCACUUCCCUGAGAUGGCCAAGAUUCUCAACGACAACUUGGCUUACGCUCGCGUCAUUCUCGCUGUUGGCAUGCGCACCAACAUUGCCGAUAGCGACCUCUCCGAGAUCCUUCCCGAGGAGAUUGAGACUUCCAUCAAGGCCGCUGCCGAGAUUAGCAUGGGUACCGAGAUCACCGAUGAGGAUCUUGACAACAUUAAGCUCCUGGCUGACCAGGUCAUUGUCUACUCAAACUACCGAACACAGCUCUCUUCGUACCUCGAGAGCCGCAUGCGCGCUAUCGCUCCCAACCUGACUGCUCUCGUCGGCUACCUCGUCGGUGCCCGUCUCAUUGCCCACGCUGGCUCUCUCAUUAGCUUGGCCAAGUCUCCUGGUUCCACCAUCCAGAUUCUCGGUGCCGAGAAGGCCCUCUUCCGCGCCCUUAAGACCAAGCACGAUACACCUAAGUAUGGUCUCAUCUACCACUCUUCACUCAUCGGUCAGGCCACCGGCCGAAACAAGGGUAAGAUCGCUCGUAUGCUGUCUGCCAAGGCUGCUCUAGGUCUCCGUGUCGAUGCCCUAGGUGAUACCGAAGACGACGCUGAUGAGGAGGAACGCGCUAUCCUUGGUCUCAGCAACCGCAUCAAGCUUGAGAACCACCUCCGCAAGCUUGAGGGCAAGCCUCUUCUGCCCAAGGGCGCCAACGUCACUCCCUCUGGUGAGAUUGUUGGUGCUGGUCAGUUCACUCUUAAGGAGACCCGCCGAUACAACGGUGAUGCCGAUGGUGUCGCCGAUGACGAGGAGGCCAAUGAAGCCACUCCCGCCAAGAAGCUCAAGAAGGCCAAGAAGCUCAUCGAGGAGGUUGACGAGGAGAUGAAGGAUGCUGAGGAUGACAGCGACGACGAGGUUGCCACUCCUGGCAAGCCCAAGAAGCUCUCCGAGGCCGAUUACGAGCGCCUUGCCGAGGAGGCCGGUAUCUCAGUCAAGAAGUUCAAGCGCAAGUACGAGCGAGGUGACGUUGAGAUGAACGCCGAUGGCACACCCAAGGUCAUCAGCAAGAAGGAACUCAAGAAGCUGCGAAAGGCCGAGGAGAAGGCCACGCCUUCCAAGUCGCAACCCGCCGCCGAAGAGACUGAUGGCAAGAAGAAGCGCAAGCACGAUGACUCAGAAGACGAGGAGCCCAAGAAGGAGAAGAAGCAGAAGAAGAAGAAGCGACACUCUGAGGCUUAG